Raphanus sativus (radish) is the source of this 1301-nucleotide messenger RNA. RefSeq names its product putative F-box only protein 15. NCBI's taxonomy places the organism in Eukaryota, Viridiplantae, Streptophyta, Magnoliopsida, Brassicales, Brassicaceae. Gene Ontology annotation, molecular function: protein binding. The record is from RefSeq and is a predicted model, not a curated record. The transcript has a single exon. Bases 46 to 1137 code for a protein of 363 amino acids.
CAUACCUUCAUAAACCUACUUCCAACUCUUUCAGAGCGUUCAUCCAUGGCUUCUUUUUCAACGAUGCCACUCGAUUUGACAAAAGAAAUACUUUACAGGACUCCAGCAGAGUCUCUGGUCCGAGCAAAGGCGACAUGCAAGCAGUGGAACGAUCUCAUCAAGGACAAGAGGUUCAUCUACGAACACUGGCGUCGCUCCCCGGAAAGAUUCCUAAGAGCUGAUCAGACGGUACAAAUCUUGGACUUGGUGAACAGAACACGUUCAGACUCACCAAUCCCAAACGAGCUCCAACUUUCGAUAUCAAAUGUCAUGGCCAUGAUUCACUGCGAUGGACUCAUGCUGUGUGUCUGGAGUGACAAGGAAUAUUUUAUGUUCCGCAACAUCGCCCUUUGGAAUCCCCUCACAAGGAAUUUCAACGUGAUCGAGCAUAGGCUCGCUCGAGAGUCUCAUAGGUUCCUGAUGGGUGAUAACUUUGGGAUCGGAUACGACGUUCGAGGUAAUUACAAGAUCUUGAUGUUUUCAGCUAAUCACUAUUGUAAAGCAGUGGUCGAGAUAUACGAGUGCAUGUCAAAAUCGUGGAGAACGCUUGUUGAUUCCAAGGUUGAUUGGGAAGCAUAUCCCUGGGACCAUGGUGUCUCUGUCGUGGGUAACAUGUAUUGGCUUGUCAAGAAGAAGAUUAUAAACUACAUUCUAGCUUUUGAUUUCUCCGUUGAGACAUUCAAGGAAAUAUGGUUUUGUCAUCAUCUCCCUUAUGAUAAUAACUAUCUAGGCUGCUUCGAUGGGGAUAAACUGUCUUUGUUACAUCAAAACCAAGACUAUCCAAGUCCGAUCGAGGUGUGGGUUUCGAGCAAGCUGGAUGUUGGGAAUGUAACGUUUGCCAAAUAUUUCAGUGUGUCCAGCCCUUAUCUUCCGGCUUUUCGUUACCUUACAUUUUGGGCUCAUCCGGUAUACUGCAUUGCCAAGCACGAACGUAUCAUCGCAUGGUAUACUAUGUUUUCUACUUGCUUGAUUCUUUGUGAAAUUGAUGAGGGAGGGGUAAGUAAUCAAUUUGUGACAGCACAACACUACUGGGAUGACUGUAUGGGCACCUUCAAUUGUGGCUACGUCUAUAAACCAAGUCUGGUCCCUCUUCCAUGAUAAGAGGUGGAUAUAAGAUAAGAUAGCUGUUUUAACCUUUAUUAUAUUUUAAGUCUUUGUAUGUUGUUGAUUUUCUGCACCGUAAUAAAUGUUACUGAGACAUUGGUUUUGGUAUGACUAAAAAUGCAACUUAUCAUUCUGUAGUAAAGUUUGAUUAAAUUUUA